Molecule: messenger RNA, 3305 nt
Organism: Oreochromis niloticus (Nile tilapia)
Lineage: Eukaryota; Metazoa; Chordata; Actinopteri; Cichliformes; Cichlidae
Gene: zyx
Product: zyxin
Exons: 10
Coding region: 703-2055 (450 amino acids)
Biological process (GO): transforming growth factor beta receptor signaling pathway; integrin-mediated signaling pathway
Cellular component (GO): focal adhesion; stress fiber; cytoplasm
Source: RefSeq, a predicted model, not a curated record
GGGGGAGGGUCUAAUAGCUGGAGAGGGGAAGAGAGAAAGAGAAGUUGCCAUUACUGACAACUCUUACUCAGCCCAGGAGCCAGAGAGGAGGAAGAAGAACAAAAGGAAAAAGGGGGGAAGUAAAAGGGAGAUCCACACUGCAGCUGUGCUAACAGGAUAAAUACACAAAAUGGAGGACUCCAACAGCAACAAGCCAUUCAUGGUGACAUCCUCUCUGAACUUCAAAGUCACCACCCCUUCCUUCUACAACCAGCCAAAGAAGUUUGCUUCUGUGGCCCCCCCACGACCCAAAAGUCAGACCCCUCCCUCAGCUCCAUCACCAACACCAAUAGGCACAGGUGUUAUUGGCCGAGUUGGAGACCUGCCUCCACCGCCCCCUUCACUCUGUGAUGACUUCCCACCCCCUCCUCCUCCACUGGAUGAUGAUUUGCCAGCCCCUCCCCCUGAAUGCUCCACCAUUCCCACUGCCUCUGAUGCUCCCCCUCCGGCGUUCCCCGCUCCACCUCCAGUGGCAGAUGACCUGCCCCUCCCAGCUCCCCCGGAGGAGAGCCGCUGUCCACCAACCUGUCCCUCUCCCCUCCUCCCCCUCCUCCUCCACCUCUCCCUGCCUCCAGUACCAAUGCUUUCAGUUCUUCAGGGACCCCACAGAGAUUCACGGAGAAGCAGACAAGUUUCGAUAAACAGCUCAACUCUCUGACUGGCAUGUUGUCUGAGAUGGAGACCAAGGGACCUUUCAACCCCAAGUUACCAAGCCAGUAUUCAUCAGCACCAGCACCCAAGGCCUCCGCUCCUCCAACCGCUCCCAAACCAGCCCUUUCCUUCCUCCCACCUCCCGAGAUGGGCGAUCGCCCUCCUCCUGCGCCCUGGGCCGAAGAACUCAAAGCCAGAACUAACCGACAGGGCAAUCACAACGCUGCGCCAAACUCUGCCGCUCAGCCUUUCGCUAAAGCGCCAGCCGUGGCUCCCAAGUCUGGAUUCGGAGGAAGAACGACAACAUCAUCAGCCUCUCUGGCGCAAAAAAUCAACCAGAACCUGAACCAGACGCCCACCGCUGCCAGCAGUGCACCUAAGCCUUCCCCUCCCAUAGCUAUCUGCUCUUUCCCUCCACCUCCUGCAGCUCCACCUGCACCUCCUGCGGCUCCGCCUGCACCUCCUGCUCCACCAAAUAACAUGGCCACUGCACCGGCUGCUAAUCACAUAAAAAGUUCUCCCUUUGCCAGUCAGAUGAACGCAAACCAAAACACUGCUGCUGCUGUGCCACCUCCUCAACCCAAAACGAUGGCAUCGCCGCCCUCCUCCUUUAACCAGCCAAUGAAAACUACCCCUACGCCCUCACCCCCGGGCCCAGUUCCUAGUGCAGGUGGAGGUGUUCCUCUGAACAUGAAAGAAGUGGAGGAGCUGGAGAGGAUGACCAAGGACUUCAUUAGAAACAUGGACGCGAACGCACCUCUCAUCACCUCCCCUCCUACAGAGGUUUGUGGAAAAUGUGGUGAGGCUCUCUCCCGUACUCAGCCAGCAGUGAGGGCCAUGGAUAAACUCUUCCACUCCACCUGCUUCUGUUGCAUGUCCUGUCACCGCCCCCUGCAGGGCAUGCAGUUCUAUGACAGGGAUGGUGCACCACAAUGUGAGGACUGCUACGUGAGCUCCCUGGCCGUGUGUUCUCGAUGUGGGGAGAAGAUCACAGACCGUGUGUUGAAGGCAGUUGGACAGUGUUUCCACGCCCACUGUUUCCGCUGCAGCACCUGCUCUUGUGUACUCGAGGGGGCACCCUUUAUCACCGAUGACAACAACAACCCCUACUGUGUCCAGGAUUACCACAGGCGUUUCUCCCCUAUGUGUGUGAGCUGUAAUGAACCCAUUAUUCCAGCCCCAGGCAGCGAGGAGACGGUCAGAGUGGUAGCUCUUGACAAGAACUUCCACCUCAAGUGUUACCGCUGUGAGGACUGUGCUCGCCCCCUCUCCAUAGAAGCAGAUGAAAAUGGCUGCUAUCCGCUGGAUGGCAAGAUCCUGUGUAUGAAGUGCCACACCCAACGAGCCAAGCAGGCCGCGCACUGAUUGGCUAAAGCAGCAUCGCUCAGUGUAACAAUGAACCAAAUCCAAAAGCACAGGAUUCAUCCAGCUGCAGAUUUUUUGCCUUUGCUACAGGGCUUUGUUCAGUGUAUGUGCGCAGGUGUGUGGGUGAAUGUUCAGCGUGAUAUGUAUGUUUGCAUGCAGAUAACGUGUAGUAUUUCCUUCGUCUUUGUUCACUUCAUUCAGUGCAGAGGUAAUGUACUGCACCGAAAUUGGUUUUAUUCUGCAUCUCUUAUUCUCCAAUCGCCCAUCUCGCCUUCUUUGUUACUAGAGCCUAUUCUUUUUGGUGCCAAUUGUAUGUUUACGCUAAAAAUUGCCAGCAAAACUUGCACAAGAACAGUUGGGUCAAAAGAACAGUCUGAUAAAUAUAAAGUUGCCUUUCUCUGUUUCUUGCCUAGAUAUUGGUAGUAGCAUCAUAAACUGGUUCCACUGGCUGUAUUCUUUCUCUUUGAGCAUUUUAACUAUGCUUUUUGUGCCUGAGACCGAGGAGUGUAAGAAACCUCCAAAUUGAGUCAUGCAGAUGUCACCAUCCUUGUUGCCUGAGAGUAGAGUACAUUGUUACACAGCCAGGCAUGAUUAAUGACGCUUUUCUGCCUAGAAAGUACUUCAUAUCAGCUAGUCUACUCUUAAUAGCAUUUUAAAGUCGCGUAGGGCUUUAAGGCAACAGCAAAAAGAAAAAUGGUGAAUAUUGCUUUGAGUUUUUGUGAUGUGAAUUUAAUGCUUUACAGGCAUGCAUUGAAUUAAGUCUUGUUGCUCUCGCUACUCGAUGAUACUGUAUAAGGGCAAGAUGAGAACAAAAAUCAGCUUUUUUGUUUUUCUACAAAAUAGUUUAGAGCUGAUUGAACCAUGCUAAGUAUUUUUAGAUGCAUGCUUUGUGGACGGCGAGAUUUCGAACAAACAAAUGAGCACAGAUUUCCCGAGCACAGACUCCAUCCUGGGGAUGUCACAUUCAAAAACCGGGUUAGUUUUAACUAUCAGCUGUAUGGCUGAAAACGGGACCUAUCAAGUAAUUUCACUGUUCCACAUAUGUGUAAAACACUCUGAGUAUGACUUUGAAUAAAAUGGCCCCUGCACAAGGUCAUUGUAAACAGCAAAUAGAAACAAAACACCAGUGUUUGAUGUGCAUUUAUUAUAAUCUCUUAGCUUAUAAACUUUGUAUGAUAUAAAUCAUGGACCUGUUUUUCCUAAGUAUUAAGGUUGCAUACGCAUCAGUACUAAAAUAACCUGUCCUGACA